Molecule: messenger RNA, 1386 nt
Organism: Metopolophium dirhodum (rose-grain aphid)
Lineage: Eukaryota; Metazoa; Arthropoda; Insecta; Hemiptera; Aphididae
Exons: 10
Coding region: 573-974 (133 amino acids)
Source: RefSeq, a predicted model, not a curated record
GAUGAUGCACUACUGAAUAACGAUGAAUUGGACGAUGGCGAACAAUAUUAUGUGACUGUUAAGCCUGAUGAUACUGAGGACCUACAACAUCCAUUUACAACAACUACUGUCAUUAAACAAGACUAUUAAACAGUAUAACAUAGUCCAUCUGUGUAACUAAAAGAAACUUGAACGAGAUUCACAGCUUAGCUACAGUAAAUAGGACAACCAGAAAAAAAGUGAAUUUGAUCUGAAAUACCACGUAUCAAGAGAAGAACUGUUAGGUGUUCGUCUUCCGAUAAGAGCAUGACUGCUGUGAAUUUGGGAAAACCAACACAUUGAAAAAUAUUAAUGAAAUUCUGAGCAAAUUUAAAAGUGAUUAAAUUUAAUGUGAAAAUCAAAAUAUUGAAGAUUUGUUUUUUGACAUAUUAUAAUAUCCAAAGAAAUAUAAUCGUAAUUUAUUUAAAAAAAAUUAAUUUGGCCAUUAAUAAGAUCUAUCAUAUAUUUAUAACACAACUAUUAAACAGUAUAACAAAGUCCACCUGUGUAACUAAAAAAAACUGGAACGAGAUUCACGGCUUAGCUACAGUAAAAUGGACGACAAGAAACAAAGUAAUAUGGAUGCUGCAAAGAAGAAUAAAAAAAAAUUAAAAUCACGUGAUAAUGGGAAUUAUGGUGGAAGUUCAAGUAUGAAUGAAGAGGAAGUCCCGUCUGACAAUAGAGAAGUAUCUCAAAGACAAGGUCAUGGUUUCACAGAUGAUCCAAUACUUAUAUCGGAUUCAGAUGACAGCAGUAAUCAUAGCAAUCAAAGCAGUGUACAGUGUAUAUCUGACGAUGAAGAACCGCCAAAUACAGAUGCUGUUGAACAAAUGCCGCAAAUACAGUUGCCAAUAAUAUCUAGUUACGGAUCAAUCAGUGGAGGAUACAUGAAGGAGUUUUUUGAAACUCACGGUUUUCCUGUUUUUAAAAACCCUUUGAUGAAUUAUUACCUAUAAUCCACAUCGAUUGGCAUUAAAAAAUUAAACAAAUUGUGUUAGUUUAAUUUCAGAUGAUGAGGAUGAUUAAAUAUUGUGAUAAUGUUCACGUUACAUGACAUUUAUUUUGUGGCAAGUUACACAAUUGAAGACAAGAAUUUUUUCACUUUAUUUUAUUUUCUGUCAUGUAUAUUAUAAUAUUAUAAGCUAGGUAAUUACUAAAUUACUAAUUUAAAUCUUUGACCAUAAAUUAAAUAUAAUAGUCCCUACACAAUUUUAUAAAUUGUAGCUAAUUACUUUUUGAGUCAUAAAAAUGUGUAUAAUUUAAUUUAUUUAAUAGUUUUAAGUUUAUAAAGAUAAAUUAAGUAUCUACAUAAAGAAAAUUUUGUUUUAUUAUUUGAUAAAAAUGUUGUAAAUAAAAGUUGCACAAAAU